Molecule: messenger RNA, 1553 nt
Organism: Arabidopsis thaliana (thale cress)
Lineage: Eukaryota; Viridiplantae; Streptophyta; Magnoliopsida; Brassicales; Brassicaceae
Product: Mitochondrial substrate carrier family protein
Exons: 6
Coding region: 196-1071 (291 amino acids)
Biological process (GO): mitochondrial coenzyme A transmembrane transport; transmembrane transport
Cellular component (GO): mitochondrial inner membrane
Molecular function (GO): coenzyme A transmembrane transporter activity
Source: RefSeq, marked reviewed
GUGAGAAUCAGACAGAAACCAAGUCUUUUGAUUGAUCACAAAAGAACAAUUCGUUUUUUCGCUCUCUCAAUUUUAAUAUCUUCUUCUUCUUCUUCCUUCAUUGAGCUUCAGCUUCAACUGUACAAAGAUUGGUAAAAGGAGAAGAAGAAGAUCCAUUAAACCGUAUCUAUCUUUUCUCUCUCCACUUCUAUUUCCAUGGCGGAGGGUGAAGAGAAGAACGGAAUUAUUGAUUCGAUUCCUUUAUUCGCUAAGGAGCUUAUUGCCGGCGGCGUCACGGGUGGUAUAGCUAAAACCGCCGUUGCUCCACUCGAGCGAAUUAAGAUUCUUUUCCAGACCAGAAGGGAUGAGUUUAAAAGGAUAGGACUUGUUGGAUCAAUCAACAAGAUUGGCAAAACUGAAGGUUUGAUGGGUUUCUACAGAGGGAAUGGUGCAAGUGUUGCUCGGAUAGUUCCCUAUGCAGCUCUUCAUUACAUGGCUUAUGAGGAAUACAGGAGAUGGAUUAUCUUUGGUUUCCCAGACACUACUCGAGGCCCAUUGCUUGAUCUCGUAGCUGGAUCAUUUGCUGGUGGUACUGCGGUUCUCUUCACCUAUCCUCUUGACCUGGUCCGGACUAAGCUCGCUUAUCAGGUUGUUGGUUCAGCAAAGACGCAAGUAAAAGCUAUUCCCGUGGAACAAAUCAUAUACAGAGGAAUUGUAGAUUGUUUCUCGAGGACAUACAGAGAAUCUGGAGCCCGAGGCCUAUAUCGUGGUGUAGCUCCUUCUCUCUAUGGGAUCUUCCCUUAUGCUGGUUUGAAGUUCUACUUCUACGAGGAGAUGAAACGUCAUGUCCCUCCGGAACAUAAGCAAGACAUUUCCCUGAAACUCGUUUGUGGGUCAGUCGCUGGAUUGCUUGGUCAGACUUUAACAUACCCUCUCGAUGUUGUCCGGAGACAAAUGCAGGUUGAGAGACUAUAUUCAGCCGUUAAGGAAGAAACAAGAAGAGGAACAAUGCAAACCCUUUUCAAGAUUGCAAGAGAAGAAGGUUGGAAGCAACUCUUCUCAGGGCUUAGCAUCAAUUACCUUAAGGUUUGAGACUAGUUUCAUCGAUCUAUCUUUGUUUUCGGACAAUGAACAACCAAGUUACAAACACUUUUCCUUUCGGGUUUCUUUAGGUUGUACCGUCUGUGGCAAUCGGAUUCACAGUGUAUGAUAUUAUGAAGCUGCACUUAAGAGUCCCGCCUCGAGAGGAACCUGAGGCAGAAGCUGUGACGACACGAAAAAGGAAAGUUUUCACCUAAUACUAAGAUCAACCAUAUGAUCUGAUUCUUUGUGGUGUUUAAAACCACAUAUUAUUAUACUAGAUUGUACAUUCCAUUUUUUGGUAGAGGAAACUGAAGCUAACACUCCUCCAUAUAAACAGUGUCAGAAUCCCAAUUGAAAACUCUAGGACCUCUCUAUGUAAACACAUAAUUGCUUAUACGUUUUUGUUGAAUACUUUCCAAUGUAUCUUACCUUACGAAAUACUGAGACACAGAUUGUUGAUUCUCAGGAUUUCAAAAUAUUUAUCAUGCUCA